UCCUCAGGAUCUCCUCCUAAAAUCCCAUUUUUGCCAUAAGCAAUGAACCUUAAACCCUACCAUCUCAGAACCCUCAUUUCCUCUUCAUCUUCUCCACCUUCACAUUCACUGUCAAUCUUCAUUUCUCAUUUCUCCACUUCCCAAACCCAGCCUUCGCAUCCCCAUUCCUCGUCUUGGCGCCAUGAGGAAGCUUCACGGCACGUUAAGGUUUCGGUUUGGUGGGAUUUUGAGAACUGCUCUCCCCCUGCGGGUUUCAAUGCCUUUAAGAUUGCUCAGUUGAUUACUUCCGCCGUCAGGACCAAUGGAAUUAAGGGCCCUGUUCAGAUUACGGCUUUCGGGGAUAUUUCCCAACUCUCUCGAACUAACCAGGAGGCGCUUUCUGCCACUGGAGUUAAUCUUUCCCAUGUUCCCAAUGGUGGAAAAAACAGUGCUGAUAGAUCGCUUCUAGUUGAUCUUUUGUGUUGGGUUUCUCAAAAUCCUCCUCCUGCCCAUCUUUUUUUGAUCUCUGGUGACAGGGACUUUGCUAGCGUAUUGCAUAGAUUACGGAUGAACAACUACAAUGUUCUGCUUGCUACAUCAGAAUCAGCUCCAAGUGUUCUUUGCAGUGCUGCCAGUAUCAUGUGGAAUUGGAAUUUGCUGCUCACAGGAGAGAACCUGACUGGAAAGCACUAUAACCAACCUCCUGAUGGUCCUUAUGGUUCUUGGUAUGGCCAUUACAAGGUGCCUCUUGAUGAUCCAUUUUUAGUUGAACAACCAGCAUGCAAACAGACUGAAGAAUCGUCUGAGAGCUGUUCAGAUUCUAUACCUCGGCCAGUUCCAAAGGCAGUCAUGAAGCAGAUACGGCAGAUUCUGAACUCAUACCCAAAGGGAGUUUCCAUUACAGACCUUCGUUCUGAGCUGAGAAAAAGCAAGGUUGACCUUGAUAAAGACUUUUAUGGUUAUAAGAGGUUCUCCCGCUUUCUUUUAUCAAUGCCACACAUUUUGAGGCUUAAGUCAGAACGUGAUGGUAUGUUUAUUAUACAUGGAAUUACCCCAAAAGCUGGUGAACUAUCUAAGAGCAGUCCUUGUUUAUCUGCUGGACCUGUCUGUAGAACUGGAGAUGAGUUCACUGUUUCUUGUAGGUCAAGCGGUGAUGAAAGGACAGUAGAUGGUGCUUUAAAUGAAAAUUCCAGGUUGCGUCAUUCCCCUGAGGUUAAGGCUGGAGUUUCUCUUAGAAAGAUACAAGAAAUCCCUCCAGAAAAUGGUAGCUGUGUAAAAGUAGAUGCAGAGACACCUCAAGAGGAAGUCCAACAGCCCCUUCCAGUUGAUCAGAAGAUUGCUGAAGCAUCUAAUGAUCAGGUACCCCAGAGUCUUCAGGAUCGCAUGCUGGAACAAGAUUCUGCAUCUGAUGCAAGCUUCAUAAGGAAAGUUUGGCGAAGAUGGUUUGGUGUUAGCGAUGGUAACCCUGCUGAAAAAGAUCAUAAUCUUCCAGAAAAACAUGGUGAUUCUGAAGAUAGCUCUGAGAAACAAAAUAACCAUACUUUGAAAAAAUGCACUGGGAUUAGCUCUGAGAUGGAAGGAAUUAAGAAAGAGUGUGAGGAAAAGUCGUGUGAAGUUCCAUGUCCAGUUACCAUUUCUUCACCAAGUAAUGACUCUACUAUUGACACUAAAGCAGCUGAUGAAGCAAGUGAAAACCACUCUGGUAAGAGGUCAGGUUUAUUUAACUGGAUCGCCAGCUUGUGUAAAUUUUGGAGAAGCAGCAAUGACUCUGAGACAUCAAGUGAUCAAUCCCAAGAAAAGUUCAACCCAACAGACACUAACUCUUUAAAGCAUGAAAUCUUUACUCGGGGAUCCUUCUGGGAAAACAUGGAAAUCUUAAUAGACUCAACUAGGGGAUCGCUUUUUGUCACGCUGUCUAGGACCAGGGAAGAGAUGGCAGAAAAUCUGCUCAAGGAAGGGCCAUUGGUGCUUAGAUCUCUCAGUAAAACUGAUCUUCUUCAUUUGGUGGAUUUGUUGAUAUCUGAUAAGAAAUGGAUCGAAGAAUGCCCCUCGCAAGAGUCACCGUUUAAGGUCACUAAGGCUGUUGGGAGGAGUCUCAGUUUGGAUCAUUCUCAUGCUACAAAUGGGUUGAGAUCAAUCUUUCUGCGUACUUCAUCACAGGCAAACUUGCAGACAGAACACAAAGGAGAGAAAAUGUUGCAGAAUAUUCCUCAUACUGAAGUUUCAUCUACCAUCCCGGAUACAAAAUCUUCAGACCGUUCCAAAUGUGAAGUAUUGUCCGACUGUCGCAACCUAGUUAAAGAGAUACUAAAGGAACACCCUGAAGGAUAUCAUAUGGGCAACUUCAGGAAACUGUUCCUUGAGAGGUACGGUUAUCCUCUUUAUGUACAAAGGCUUGGCUACAGAAGGUUGGAGUACCUGCUAGAGAAAAUACCUGGAAUUAAAAUAGAGUCAUGCUUCAUAAUUCCUGCAGGCAUGAUUCCAGACAAUUUUGGCCCGAAAACAGCUGAAAAUACAAGUCAAGCAUUAGGCGAAUUGCCUAAUGUUGCAACAACAAAAGAUGAUGAUUUUGACACUGUGUGGGAUGAACUAGGACCCGUUUCCGACACGGAUCCAACCAGAAACGGGAUGCAGUCAGUAUCAGGGAGCAAAAGACCCGAGGACACUGAGACAAAACAUCCCGACUCUCCCUCUCUCUCGGAUUAUGAAUUUUCUGAUUCCGAAAGGGACAUCUCAACUGCAGAUCCAUCGGGGCUAGAACAGAAGCCUGGAAGGAAUGAGGAAGACAGCUCCUUGCUGCAAAUCCUUGAUUCGUGGUACAGUAUUAAGGAAGGUAAGGAUGACACGGAUAAUUCGGAGGACUCGGAUGCUUUGGUUGAUCGUUCCGAAUACAAUGUCAAGCCAUCUGGUGCUGCUGGAGAAGCCUUGAAGACGGAAAAUAGUUUGGAGGAGUGCGUGAAGAAGCAAAGGGUGCAGAAGAAGUAUACUUUUGUUGCAGACUCGGUGGAGAAUGAUAGAGAUAAGCUGAUUAAUGGAAUCUUAGGUAGCUUGAAAAAAUCCAGCGAGUCAAGAAUAGAGGCUUGAAUCGUGUUGGUUUCGCAUUAUCAUUCUUCAUGCAUUCUGCUAACUUUUUGUUGCACUUGUAUUGGCUUUUGUAUAACAUUCAAGCUAUGGUGGAUAGGACUACACGGACCGAUACAAGAUUUUAGAAGCAGGAUUUUAUAGUAGGCGAUGAACUUU
Messenger RNA from Hibiscus syriacus, 3219 nucleotides. RefSeq lists its product as uncharacterized. The record is from RefSeq and is a predicted model, not a curated record. Gene Ontology annotation, cellular component: peroxisome. The coding region runs from base 43 to 3063 and encodes 1006 amino acids. Gene Ontology annotation, molecular function: RNA nuclease activity. Gene Ontology annotation, biological process: regulation of gene expression. The transcript has 3 exons. NCBI's taxonomy places the organism in Eukaryota, Viridiplantae, Streptophyta, Magnoliopsida, Malvales, Malvaceae.